AUGGAGCGGAAGAGUUAUGGGAAAAGCCUUCAGGAUUCGACGACGGUUUUCAUCACAGGUUUCCCUGACCAUUUCAGAGCUAAGGAUCUUUACAAGGUGCUUUUCGAUUAUGGUGCGAUUGAUGAAGUUGCCAUUCUGUCUAAGAAGGACAAGAGAGGUAGAAAAUAUGGAUUUGUUAGAUUCUUUGAGGUAGCAGACGUGAGGAGAUUAAUGUUGAAGAUGGAUAACUUGUUCAUUGAAGGUCGGAAACUCCAUGCUGACCUUUCUAGAUUUUCGAGAGUAGUGGAAAGAAUGUUUUCAAGGGAGAAAGGUGUUAAUCAUAGUGGUUCUAAAGAAGAUCCAAGAGGGUUACAAACUAACCUAGGUGCAGGCACGGAUGCAUGCAUAAUGGAAUGGGGUCAAGUGACGCCACUUGAUUUUUCUUUCUAA
This is a messenger RNA of Lathyrus sativus (Indian pea), 429 nucleotides long. The record is from the annotation of a GenBank genome assembly. Lineage: Eukaryota; Viridiplantae; Streptophyta; Magnoliopsida; Fabales; Fabaceae.